AUGAAUUAAGUUAUAAUUAUUGAGAACCAAAAAAUUAAACAUGGUCAAGCUGAAAUGCAUCUUUAUAUUCUUUAAAUUGAAUAAGCUUUGAAUAAGAUGGAGCUAAAUAAAGUAAUAGAAAAAUGUCAAAUAAAAACAUUAUUUCUUUUAGAGGGUUAAAAAGAUGAAUUAGAGAGUUUGAAGGAAAUCACAAAAUCUUUUGGAAAUUAAGAUUUUGAAAAAUAAAUGGAAGAAAUAUUUGUAAUAAAUUUUUAUUAUGAUGUUAGUAUGAAAUAUAUUAAGAGAAAAAGAAUGUAGGAUUAAUAAUUACAAAAUAGAAUUAAAAAAAAGAACUUUACAAUCUUUAUUAUACAUAUAUGAUUAUGAAAGAGAAUAAAAAUGAAUAAUGGAUUAAUUAAUAAGUAAUAAAUUUAUCAAAAUAGUUUAGAAAUAUUUUUUGAAUCUUCCAAAAAAGGAUUAGUAAGAAUAUUAUGAAUUGAUAGAAAAGAAUCCAAAAUAAUUUUUUGAAACUGAAUGUAUAAAUACAGGAUAUUUGUUCAGAAACGACAACCAAAAUGAGGUUAUUAGUCAUAUAAUAGAAUAAUAAAAACCAUAAGAAAGCGAAAGAAAUUUUUUGAUAAUGUAAUAAAUAUAAUCAGACUUAAACAUUAAUAAUUAAUAAUAAAUGAAUUAGUAGAUUUUACCAUUUUUGUAGUAGUAGUUUAAACCAUUAUUGUUAGAAACAAAUAGAAUCUAAGCAAAUGAAUAAAAUUAAUAGAAAAUUUAAACUGAAAAUGAGAUAAAUGAAACAAAGAAUUCUGAUUGUUCUAAAUUUGGAAAUUGUUAAGAUUCAAAAUAGGAUUAAGCUCAAUAAAGAUAAAACAAUCCCAUACAGCCAAUAUUUUUGGAUAUUGAACCACCUAUUUCAGAAAUAGAGGGACUGAAAUUGCCUCCACCAAUAGAGUUUAUACCUUUUUCAAAAAAAUAUGGGAUAAAAUGUUUUAAAUGA
Messenger RNA from Paramecium sonneborni, 988 nucleotides. The record is from the annotation of a GenBank genome assembly. Lineage: Eukaryota; Ciliophora; Oligohymenophorea; Peniculida; Parameciidae.